Molecule: messenger RNA, 6094 nt
Organism: Sapajus apella (tufted capuchin)
Lineage: Eukaryota; Metazoa; Chordata; Mammalia; Primates; Cebidae
Gene: TRIM44
Product: tripartite motif containing 44
Exons: 5
Coding region: 419-1453 (344 amino acids)
Molecular function (GO): zinc ion binding
Source: RefSeq, a predicted model, not a curated record
CACUUUAAAUGACUCAGGAAGUGAAAGCAGGCCGCCUGACGGGGAAAGGGAAAGUGGAACCGGGGCGGCGCGGGGGCCGGCAGCGGCCGCGAUCUCGCCCGGGUAGCGGGAGGCCGAGCGGGCGGCGCGACGCGGGGGCCGACGGGGGCGCUGGGCCGCCGCGCCGGAAGUGGCCGGCGCGGCUGAGGAAGCGCAGGGACCCUGCGGAGCAGGCAGAGCCGGUGGGAAGGCUCUUUGCUGCUUCGCCCGGGCAGGGGCUGCAGCGGCCCCAGGUCCCGCUCCGAGACGCGACGCGGUCCAGGCGGGCGGCAACUUCCGAGGAAAGGAGCAGGGGCGGGAGGAGGAAGUGAGGAGGCCGCGCGGAGGGAAGGCGGCGAGCCCCGAGGCCCUGAGGCCUUGGCAGCGUCACUGCACCCACAUGGCCUCCGGAGUGGGCGCGGCCAUCGAGGAGCUGCCUCACGACGGCACGUGUGACGAGUGCGAGCCCGACGAGGCUCCGGGGGCCGAGGAAGUGUGCCGAGAAUGCGGCUUCUGCUACUGCCGCCGCCACGCCGAGGCGCACAGGCAGAAGUUCCUCAGUCACCACCUGGCCGAAUACAUCCACGGCGCCGAGGCCUGGACCCCGCGGGCUGACAGGGAGGGGGCGGGGAAGGAAGAGGCGGAGGUCAAGGUGGAGCAGGAGAGGGAGCUAGAAAGCGAAGCAGGGGAAGGGAGCGGGUCGGAGGAAGGGAGCGAGUCGGAGGAAGAGAGCGAGUCAGAGGAAGAGAGUGAGGAUGAGAGCGAGGAGGAGAGUGAAGAAGACAGCGAGGAAGAAAUGGAGGAUGAGCAAGAAAGCGAGGCUGAAGAAGACAACCAGGAAGAAGGGGAAUCUGAAGCAGAGGGAGAAACUGAGGCAGAAAGUGAAUUUGACCCAGAAAUAGAAAUGGAAGCAGAGAGAGUGGCCAAGAGGAAGUGUCCGGACCAUGGGCUCGAUUUGAGCACCUAUUGCCAGGCAGACAGGCAGCUCAUCUGUGUCCUGUGUCCAGUCAUUGGAGCUCACCAGGGCCACCAACUUUCCACCCUAGACGAAGCCUUUGAAGAACUAAGAAGCAAAGACUCAGGUGGACUGAAGGCAGCUAUGAUCGAAUUGGUGGAAAGGUUGAAGUUCAAGAGCUCAGACCCUAAAGUGACUCGGGACCAAAUGAAGAUGUUUAUACAGCAGGAAUUUAAGAAAGUUCAGAAAGUGAUUGCCGAUGAGGAGCAGAAGGCCCUUCAUCUAGUGGACAUCCAGGAGGCAAUGGCCACAGCUCAUGUGACUGAGAUACUGGCAGACAUCCAAUCCCACAUGGAUAGGUUGAUGACUCAGAUGGCCCAAGCCAAGGAACAACUUGAUACCUCUAAUGAAUCAGCUGAGCCAAAGGCAGAGGGCGAUGAGGAAGGACCCAGUGGUGCCAGUGAAGAAGAGGACACAUGAAGGCUUACUACCCCCAGUGGAAAAUCGUCCCCUCCCCUCGUGUGUAUGUGACAGCGUGUAUGUAACGGCUUCUGAUUUCUGUGAAAGCUGCUCAGCAACAAACGUACUUCCACCGGAUGUGUCCCCAGAUCCACAGCAGGCACCUAUCUCUCCAAGGGAUGACCAGUUUUACGCUUACUGACUGUGUGCUUCUCAUCCUCUAUUUGUGGUAGGUCAAGGAAAAGAGCCCGUUUGAUCCACCAGGAGCAAUUAAGGGUCCUUCAGGUAAUCCCUCAACGGCUGCUUUGAACUUACUCAGGAAAGCCAGCCCCUAAAAUAUUUUACAGCCAAACAGUACGCUUUGUUAGGAAGGAUCUGGAAUAAUCUUGAAGGAAAGUCAGAGUUUUCUCCCUGGCUAUUAACAAAAACCCAAUUUUGUUCAUAUUGAAGCAUGAAAUAAAUGCGGGCAAGGCAGGGCCAAACUGACUCAUGUAGACAGCCCCUAAAAGUCCAGUUCUAUGUUUGUGAAAAUGUGCCAUGAAUUAAGAUGGAUGACCGGGAAAAGGUGUUGGAGAAAGAGUUCAAGGUUAGGAAGAGAUAUUUUUAGUAUAUGAAGUUAUCCAGGACUUGAGAUUCCUAAUUCAGUGCUGUGGAAGUGAAAAAAAAUGAUUGAGGAGGUGGAAAGGAAAUGACCCUAGGAGGGGAAAAAGGACCAAAGAAACCUGAUUAACAGUUGAAAUCAGUAUUUCCGAAUUCAAAUUGCUUGAAUUUCCAAAAUAGUCACUAAAGGAUCUAAUAGAACCAGAAUUAUUUGGGUGAAUUCUGCAGGUUUUAUGGGCUUAUCACAGUAUUAAGGGCUGGAAUGUAUAUUACCAAAUGGGAAUUUUCAGUGUAGGUUUUUGCUAGUCCCACCCCCAUUUUAGCCUAGUUUGGCUUAAAUGCAGUAGAGGGAGAAUUAUUGCCACUCCAUGUGUUCUGAAUUCAGCUCAUCUCCCAGCAGAUAAGAUAUAUACCCUCCUUUAACUCUAACCAGAACCCUUCUUCCUGUGGCACCCCCCACCCACAGACCAUCAAAUCUCCCACACCCUGGAUCUUGCUCUCCUCUUAGUAACAGAGACACACUCGAAGUUGGACUUCCUUACUUUUCUCUACACCCAAAUCACAGUUUCUUACAACCAAGCUUUGUACUCCCAAGUAAGCAGGGAUGUGCUAGGGGAAUAUAAAACUGCAAACUUAAAAACCUGCAUCUUCUUGAAGCAUCAGUUUUAUUUACCAAAUAGUUUGGAGUCAGGAGAUGACUUUAUUUUUAUAUAAAAGUUAUAUUAUAGAAUAAAAUGUUCAUUCACGUAGACUGUCAAGAUAAAAUAGGAAUCUUGAAAGGUACUUCUUACUUGCAAAUGGCUAUGUGUUCACUCUUCUCUGUCUUUAUGGUAUUUUGGUGUUCACUUAUGAGGAAUACAACGGGAACCAUAUCCAUGCAGACUCUGGGACCUAGACUUCUAGUGCGUCUAAGGCAAAACCAAAGCAGCCUGCACUAGGGGAAAAUCCCUUUUCCCACCUGCCUGUCUGCAUGUGACCUGUGUACCUAUUACAAGCAUUAGGGCCAGCUGAUUUUUGUGCUUGCAGGAUGGUUUUGAAACGGAAACAAUACUUGUUUACUGUAGGAGUCCUAUUUAUUUUUCAGUCUUGUGAAUGCUGUGAAAUGAUUUAUUCCUUUGAGGCCAGGAAGCUCCCAGGCAUAUAUGCGUCUGGGUUAGGAUUGUCAUAACUCACUAAAGAUGUCAGGAUAUUGGGGCUAAAUAGAGUCUGAAAUGUUUAAAACAAAAAAAAAGUGUUUUUCUCUCAAACUUGUGGCGAAGAAAUGGCUAAGACAAUUUUGAUGCUUUACCUAUCUCUGCAAAGACUGGAGAAUUUGGCAUACCGUUAAUUACAACCUCCAAUCAUAUCCAACAAAACUACCCUAAAAGAAGGACCAGUGGUCACUCUCAAAGUUUAAAUAUCAGAAGAUUAAAAAGAUUUUAGGAUUUAGAAGCAUGUUGUCUUUCCCCAAUAAUCAUUGUUUGAUCUCCAAAUAGUAGCCUUAUAUUAGCAAUGGACAGAUCAUUGGCUGUCCAUAUCUGAUCAUAUGUUAUUACUUUGAAUCAGUAUUUGGGAAAUUCAAGCCUUUAUGCAGUGGAUAUAAAUGGAAAUAUAAAAAUAUGUGCUAACCUGUCUCAGUAACUUAUCAUAUCUCUGUAAUCCUCAAGGAAAGCACUUUUGCUUUUUACUUAGAAAGAGUUUGAGAUUUGCUUUAUAGGCUCCUGCUGUCUUCAGCACCUGAUAAAACUUUAACCAGGGAAGCAUUAAACACAGUACAGCAGCUUUUGCUAAGGCUCCUAAGUUCCUGCCAGCAGCAUUUAUCAAUGUAAGAACUAGGAUGCUUCCUGCAGUGGCACCACCUUCCCCCAGAACUGGAGCAUGCUGCUUGGCCUUAAGCCCCAGCAUGAUGAGGCUUCCCUCCUGCCAGGUUAGUAAAAGUUAGAGAGCUCAGAGUUGUGUCUUGCCUGGCUGCAGGUUGCAGGGUUUGCAGAAACCCCUAAGGAGAUGUCACCAAGGGAGGCAGGUAAUGAAUGUCUCCAGAAUCAAUCAGAUACUCAGCAAUAUCUAGCUACCUUUCAAAUGCUGAAUUUCUGGAUGCUGAGGGGGGACUUUGGUUUGAUAUCAUUAAAUCCAGGACAGUCUCAAGAAGUGCUUGGAGUCUCAGCUUUGACAGCUCAAGAAAAGAAAUAACUUAUAUUAAGGAACAACUGUGAGCCAGGCCCUAAACGACACCCUAUUUCUUAGAUAAUAAAACAGACAGGGAGCAUUAGAGUCACUUGCUUCAAGUUACACAGGUAGGAAAUACUCAAGCCGGAUCUUGAACCCAGUUCUCCCUAAUUCUGUGGACAGGUACUUUGUACCAUAUACCCUGGUCCACCUAAAGACAGAAGGAUAAAGAGGCUUCCAGUUUUCCCACUGCACUCUGACCAUCCCAAUUUAUGAAUCUUUUUCAAGGUGACAUUUCACAGUUGUAGUUAGGGCUCAGAAAUGGCAUUGUGGUACCCUUAUUUCUUUCCUUUAGCAGAUACUUUAAGUACACCUUGCUGACCUGAGCCCACCCCCAGGAGCUGGGAGAACCUUUCCUUUUUUGUGCCGUCUUCCAUAAAAAGGUGUUUCUUGACCUUCAAGGGUACAGAAGUUUGCAGCAGUAGUAAAAGUAAAGGGUGUUCUGCUCUCUACUCAACUUUAUUUGAAAAUGUUGGCAGCUUCUCUGCUGUAGAAAAGGAAAUCUUCCUAUUUCAGUAAAGCUAGCCGCCAGUGUGCUCUGUGAGGAUGUAGCGAUUCAAAGUCCAGUGAAUCUGGACUCUUCUACUGAUGCCUGUUUAUGUGUGGUGGGGGGUUGGUGGUGGUUGUGUGUACCUAUAUAUAAAUGACUAAAUGACAAGUGUGAUAUGUGUGUAUAUGUAUAUACAUACAUAUAUAUCCACACACACCACAUAUGGAAUACUUGAGAACUAAGGAAAACGCAAAGCAGCCCCUUCAUUAUCUUGCAUACUACUUCAGAGGUUUCUGUCAGCCCUAAUUACAAGUGCCGCCAUAUAGUUGGAGCUUAGGUACUUGCUUACAAGAAGAGCAAUUCUCUAGCAAAGUUAUUAGCUCCUAAAGCACUGAGUCAAAGUGAUAGCCCUGAAGGAAAUUGCACUCCAGCCCUCCUCCAAGAUGUUUAAUAACACAGGAAAUUUGGAUGCCCAGCCAUUUUGGUGACCUGAGAGUCUAACUACUCAAGUUAGACCUGAGGGCACAAAUGCAGAAUUCAUGAUCAUGUAGUAGUGGCAGGGUCUAGGAAGUCCUCUCUCCCCAAGUAGAAAAUAUUAUCUUGCCAUUCCUGAAAUUCCACAUUCAUAUAAUGGCCGUUCAAUACAUGCUUCUCAAUAAGAAAAUGAAUUGCAUGUUUACUGUGUGCUGACAACAUCAGAUUUUUAUGUUUAAAAAAAUCUCAUUAUGGAUUGAGUCCAGCCCAGCCCUAAGAGAAGAAGAAGGCCCAUAGGGGAAACUUCAGAUCUCAUUAUUAUUGCCUUUAUCCAGCAGUGCUUAUGAAGCCCCCUAACCCUGUCCCAUUCCAGAACCCGUAAGACUCAGGCAGUUCUUGCUUCUGGAGGCCUGCCUGGUAAGAUAGUAUCAUUUGGAACUGAGAACAUACCAGAAACAACAGAACAAGGCCCAGAGCAGAAAAAUGAAAAUAAGAUAUUUGUGGGUACAUUGGUGCAAAAAAAGCCACGGAGCCCAUACUGGGCUUGAUAUGACUUUGACGGGACUAAUACUUAAUGAGAGUUAAAUCUGACCAGUCUUUCUACAGUGACAGGCCACACUGCAUGAAUGGGGAGAACCAAUGAAUUCAUUGUCCUCUGCCUAUUUUCCUGUGCAUAGUCACAUUCCCUUCCUAGUCAUCUUCCCCUUCCACCCUUUACAUUAAACAAGGGAACACUGAAUCUUUCAAGGGAAUUACGCAUUUGAGUUAAUGUUUCAGUAUAUCAUUUUCAUACUGUAAAUUAUUUUGUAAGAGAGAUUUACUGCUAUCCCAGGAUGUUCGGACUCGGCGCCCCUGUGCAUUUGGAAAUCAAUAAACUAUUACUGGAAAUGCCA